Molecule: messenger RNA, 626 nt
Organism: Salvelinus namaycush (lake trout)
Lineage: Eukaryota; Metazoa; Chordata; Actinopteri; Salmoniformes; Salmonidae
Product: rho GTPase-activating protein 24-like
Exons: 3
Coding region: 75-548 (157 amino acids)
Biological process (GO): negative regulation of Rac protein signal transduction; signal transduction; activation of GTPase activity
Cellular component (GO): focal adhesion
Molecular function (GO): GTPase activator activity
Source: RefSeq, a predicted model, not a curated record
GAUCUGGACGGUGAGAGAGAGAGAGAGAGAGAGAUCUGGACAGAGAAAGAAUACAUGUGAAGAGAAAAGCGAAGAUGCCGGAGAACAAGGCGACAGUGUACAGGACCAGCAGCUACCUGUCCCACUCUGCCUACAGGAAGAUCAAGCGGGUUCUGAGUUUCAGGAGGCGCGUGUUUGGCCAGCGGCUGGAGGAGACGGUUCUGUAUGAGCGGCGUUACGGGGUACACAUGGCACCGCUGGUGGUGGAGCAGUGUGUGGACUUCAUCCGGGAGCGAGGUCUUCUGGAGGUGGGGUUGUUCCGCCAGCCAGGCCAGGCCACGUUGGUUAAAGAGUUGCAGGAUGCCUUCGACGCUGGGGAGAAGCCCUCCUUUGACAGCAGUACAGACGUGCACACCGUGGCGUCUCUCCUGAAGCUGUAUCUGCGGGAGCUGCCAGAGCCACUGGUGCCCUUCUCCAGAUACCAGGACUUCCUGGUGUGUGGCAAGAAGAUCUCCUCUGAGAGGAAGCAGGUAAGUCUCCAUCCAGCCGCAUCAUGCAGGCCAUGCUGAGAUGCAUCGGAUAAACAGAUGAAGACAGAACACAACUGCUGAUCUACAAGUCCAAGGGAGAAAUCUAAUUGAUAAACU